AAAUUUAUAUAAUCACAUUCUUUGUAUUAGAAUAUAACUUGUAUCUUUUUAAUAUUGUACAUCUGAUGUUGUGUUGCAGAUAUAGUAUAUUCUAAAAACAUGAAUUGACAGGUACCUUUUAUAUGAGAUACGCAUACAAAAGGUACCUAUUGUGGUCAUAGUGGGGGAAGCGUCGGCCCUUGACCACCUGGUUCCCUUUUUUCCUUUUGACAGAAUGAUCCGAUCCUUAACAAACAACCCUGGUUUGAAGCAUUUGGAGUUUGCGAUGUCCGUUGGGGAAAUUUUAGGCUACCGCUUGCCGCGUCUAAUGUCACCGCUUUCCAUUCUCGGAAUACUGCCGCUUUGGAGCGAACACACCCUCAAACUUUUUUGUUUCUUCUCUUCUCUUUUUUUUCUUCUUCUCCCCCCUUUUCCGCCCCCUCCCCAAAGAGGGGCGAAUUGCGAAUUUAGGGCUCAUUAAUACCACUUCAACAUCGCAUCAAGAUGAAGUACAUUUUGGUUUCGGGAGGUGUCAUCUCUGGGGUUGGCAAGGGCAUUAUUGCCUCCAGCACUGGGCUACUCCUGAAGACUCGUGGUCUAAAAGUGACCAGCAUUAAGAUAGACCCAUAUAUGAAUGUUGAUGCUGGGACUAUGAGUCCUACAGAGCAUGGGGAAGUAUACGUUUUAGAUGAUGGUGGGGAGGUUGAUUUGGACCUGGGAAACUACGAGCGCUACCUGAAUAUUUCCCUGAGUCACGAGCAUAAUAUAACCACUGGCAAGAUCUACCUACACGUUAUUGAGCGUGAACGCCGUGGCGACUAUCUUGGCAAAACGGUACAAAUUGUACCACAUCUGACAGACGCAAUCCAAGACUGGAUUGAACGUGUGGCUAAAAUUCCCGUUGAUGAAUCCGGGCAAGAGCCAGACGUUUGUAUUGUCGAGCUCGGAGGCACAAUCGGAGACGUGGAAUCUGGUGUCUUUUUUGAAGCCAUGCGCCAGCUACAGCGACGAGCCGGAAAGGGCAAUUUUCUACAAAUCCAUGUUUCUUAUGUCCCCGUAAUUCCACCUGGUAGCGGCGAGCAGAAGACGAAACCAACCCAGCGGGCGAUCAGCGAUGUCCGGAGCGCAGGUCUUAGUCCAGACUUGAUUGCUUGUCGUUGCGAGAGACCUCUCGAAGAUCAAACAAUUGUCAAAAUCGCCGGCGCCUGUCAGGUUGAUCGUGACCAGGUUCUCACAGUACACAACGUCUCAACAACCUACCACGUUCCCGUUCUUCUUGAGAACCAGGGUGUCCUCUCGACCAUUAACCGCGUCCUUCAGCUUGAUACUGUCACUAUACCUAAAAAUCUUGUACAGCAGGGCAAUGCUACAUGGACUGCGUGGAAAUCACUGGCGACAGCUCAUGAUCAUACGCAGGAGACUGUGUCUAUUGCUCUUGUUGGCAAAUAUACAGCCCUUCACGACUCCUACAUGAGUGUAAGCAAGUCGCUGGAACAUGCGGCUAUGCAUUGUAAACGGAAAAUUGACCUUAUCUGGGUUGAUGCCUCUCACUUGGAAGAGACGACUCAAGAGAUCUCCCCCGCAGAAUUCCAUAAAGCAUGGCAUGCUGUCUGCAUGGCAGACGGAAUUCUCGUCCCUGGAGGUUUCGGCUACCGGGGAACGGAAGGAAUGAUCAAAGCUGCCAAGUGGGCCCGUACCAACAACGUCCCCUACCUAGGCAUUUGCCUAGGAAUGCAGCUUGCUGUCAUCGAAUAUGCACGCAACGUCUGCGGUAUAGAUGCUCAUAGUGAGGAAUUUGACGAGCACCAUUCAACCCCGGCAAUUGUCUACAUGCCUGAAAUCAACAAGGAGAAGAUGGGCGGGACGAUGCGAUUGGGCAAACGACCCACCAUCUUCCAGCCUGACACGGAAUGGUCUCGUCUGCGCAAGCUAUACGGAGACGCACCUGCCAUCUGGGAGCGGCAUCGUCAUCGCUACGAAGUCAAUCCAGAGAUGGUGGAGCAGCUGGAGAAGGCCGGGUUGGCAUUUGUAGGCAGGGACGAGAAAGGUGAGCGGAUGGAAAUCAUCGAGCUCAAAGACCACAAGUGGUAUGUUGGCGUGCAGUUUCACCCAGAGUAUCUUUCUCGAGUGCUUGCGCCCAGCAAGACGUUCCUUGGCUUCUUUGCUGCCGCCUCAGGCUGCCUUGAAGAGAUCACCGACUCGUUCAAGGACCGCCAUGACCUUAGCCGCCAGGAAAUGGAUCCUGCCUUGAUUCCAGCGCGAUAGGUGAAUUCGGAAAGAGGAAUGAAUGGGUGGAAGCAGUAAAAAAAAUGAAACAUAUGCUUUUGGGUUGCUUGGGGCGCAAGUUGGCGAGAGGCCAUCUUAUUGUUCUCUGUAUUUGCUCGAAUUGCAACUUGCAAAGCGUCAUGAAGAUCGAACUCGCCCAUGUUAAGUGGAUGCAAUAUUAAACAUAGAAAUAUUUUCACACGUAUAUAACCCACCUAGGCCUGGGCAUGUUGCGAAUGAAAUGGAAUGUGGAUUUGAUUAAUUUCUUCCCCCUAAACUCGUGACAUGGUGAUUAUUCUUUUGACAUUUUGAUCAACAUCACUCUCGCCAGGAAUAUACAUGUAUCGUAUCUACCACCAAAAGACCCUUCAUGAGUAUUGAAUGUCUGGUAUUAUUUUUAUUUGAAUAACUAAGCUAAGUGGGCCUGAAGGUGUCUUCGAUCUGGUAGGCCAUUAUUUGUGUGUAGAAAAGGGGCAUCAAAUAGGGAUAAGUUAUAUUAUUGCAUUUGGGGUUCAGGACCCAAAAAAUAGGGUGGGGAAGGAAAAAAAGAAAAAAAAGAAAAAGAAAAACACA
Messenger RNA from Blastomyces gilchristii SLH14081, 2817 nucleotides. Its product is annotated as CTP synthase. The transcript has 6 exons. Gene Ontology annotation, biological process: CTP biosynthetic process; pyrimidine nucleobase biosynthetic process. Bases 484 to 2244 code for a protein of 586 amino acids. Gene Ontology annotation, cellular component: cytoplasm; cytoophidium. Gene Ontology annotation, molecular function: CTP synthase activity; identical protein binding. The record is from RefSeq and is a predicted model, not a curated record. NCBI's taxonomy places the organism in Eukaryota, Fungi, Ascomycota, Eurotiomycetes, Onygenales, Ajellomycetaceae.